AAAUAUAAAAGGGGAGAUAAGUCGCAGUAGUGUCUUCUUGAAGAGCAGCAGCGAGUAGAGAAAGGUCCAGAGCUUCAGAUCAGUUUUCUCAGUGAGAUCUCACAGAUUCUCAUCUUCAUCAUGACCGUCAUCUCUCUGCUCCUGUUGGGCUCUCUGCUGCCACACCUGAGCUACUCUAUCAGUGAGAAUGGCACUGAAGCACGACCUCACUCUAGACCUUACAUGGUUUCUGUUCAGGAGAAUGGAAAACAUACCUGUGGUGGAUUCCUCAUCUCUGAUCAGUUUGUCAUGACUGCCUCACACUGCCAUACAGAUGAAGCUCUGACAGUUUUGACAGGUGUCCAUGAUUUAACAAAGAAAGGGAGAACUAUCCGCUUUAAUGUGAAGUCCUAUCACCUGCAUUUAGACCACACAACUGGUAAUAAGGCUGAUCUCAUGAUUUUGGAGCUGGAUGAAAAAGUCCAACUAAAUGACACCGUCAAGACGAUUCCCAUACCAACAACACCGGAGGAGAUCGAAGUGGACACAAACUGCAGUAUUGCAGGCUGGGGAGAAUUGUCACAUUAUGGUCCCAUAAGUUUAACCCUCAGGGAGGCAGACAUGAUGAUUAUGAAUAACACAGAGUGUCAAACUCAAUGGGAAGAUGUUUAUAUACCUUCACAAAUGAUCUGCGUGUACAGCGAAGGAGGAAUCUGUCUGGGUGAUUCAGGAGGUCCUUUGGUUUGUAACAAUACCGCAGUGGGUAUAACAGCCUUCGGUAGCGAAAACUACUGCAACGAUCCCGAUCAACCUAAUGUUUUUACUAAAAUUUCUGAAUUUCUUCCAUGGAUCCAGAACGUAAUUAGCAGUUCUAACUGACUUUAAAAUAUAUUUUUAUUUUCAUUUAUGUGAAGCCUGUAUUUGUAAUCCAUUAUAAGAGCAUUCUUAACGCAUUAUACUGUAAUGCCUAUAUAAUGUUGUAUUGUUGUAUACAUAUCGUUACAACAGUGAGUUGUCUGCCAAAUAUGUGAAUGUAAAAGCAGUUUUAGCCAAUUAAAUGUAUAAACCCAAAGAUAAGGGACUAUCUAUAAAGUUCACGUUACGUAUAAAUGCACAAGCAUUUUGAUUGGCUGCAAUGGUCAAACGUCACCUCGUGACGUUGUGUGGUAAAUAAGUUAAAAGGACAACACAAAGUUGAGUUCAAAGCAACACAAAAUGUGUUGUCCUUAACAAGACACAGAGAUGUGUUCAGUUAAGGACAGGUUGUGUUGUUUAAUUCAGAGAUCAUGUCUAACCAGUGUGUGCUAAAUUUAAUGCGGUUGUACAUCCACAAAGACCACAAACAUAUCACCUAUCAUUAUCACACCUUUUAAAGUGAGAUACACGUCAAGCUGUGAAAGAGAAAAUACACUAAUCCUACUCUACACGGGCACAAAAACUACCCACUUGGAUGGAAAAUCAACCCUUAACAGUAAAAACCUUUACUACUCCAAAACAGCCUUCUAGAGAAACAUCAUGAUCAUCUCACUACUUUU
This is a messenger RNA of Triplophysa rosa, 1514 nucleotides long. Its product is annotated as mast cell protease 1A-like. The record is from RefSeq and is a predicted model, not a curated record. Gene Ontology annotation, biological process: proteolysis. The transcript has 6 exons. Gene Ontology annotation, molecular function: serine-type endopeptidase activity. Bases 121 to 858 code for a protein of 245 amino acids. NCBI's taxonomy places the organism in Eukaryota, Metazoa, Chordata, Actinopteri, Cypriniformes, Nemacheilidae.